AUUUCCUUGCAGGUUCUGCUCAAACAGCACACUCCUGUGUUUGUGAAAAGAAAACUUUGAAAGCUCAAUUUGUUACCAAGGUUGCUCUGUGAAUCCGAGGUUCCAAACUCUGCCACUAACUUUAAUGGCAACUGGGGUAUUCAUUAAUAAACCCCCUUCACUUCCUCCGUACCCCGAGAUGAUUUUGGAGGCAAUUGAAGCACUGAAUGAAGACAAUGGUUCUAAUAAAUCAUCAAUUUCGAAGUACAUAGAAUCUACCUACGGUGGAUUACCUCAGGGCCACAAGGUUUUGCUCAAUGUGCACCUCGCGAAAAUGAGGGACAGUGGAGUGUUAGUGUUUUGGAAGAACAACUACACCAAGCGUGACCCAAAGGCGCCGCCAAGGCGUGGCCGUGGCAGGCCACCCAAGCCCAAGGAGCCUCUGCCACCGGGCACUGUCUUGUCACCGCCCAGGCCCAAGGGCCGUCCUCCGAAGGACCCGAAUGACCCAGGGAAGCCACCUAAGGCCUUGACAGAAAGUGGCAGGCCCAGAGGCCGGCCCAGGAAGAUGACCCGGCCCACUGGUGGACUAGGCGAAGCAUUGCCAGCCUCCAAGGUGAAGGCUGCCACCAGUGGGAGGCCUAGAGGUAGACCUCCCAAAGUGAAGCCCGUGUUUACUGAAAUAAGUGCUUAACAAUAAAGCCCAGCUCAUUAUGGGUUUUAGGGCUUGCAUGGAUAGGGAAGUUUUGUUUCUACAAAAAGUGGGAGUGGGUAACAGUUGUGUGUUGAGUAGAUAUUCUUCUCUUGUGUGUUACACUUAGCUGAAUUGUUGUGCACAAUCGUGUAGUUUAUUUGUUGAGGCUUUGGUCGUUUGUAAAUUGUAAUUGUGAAAAUAGGACAAUGGUUAGAACUAAUGGACGCAAUCUCUCAAAUUCUUCAUGUGAAGAGUCUGUGUUAUUCACCAAAUUGAUUCGAGUCAAAAUCUUUAUAUGUUAUAGUGUUGCUUGCA
Molecule: messenger RNA, 988 nt
Organism: Glycine soja
Lineage: Eukaryota; Viridiplantae; Streptophyta; Magnoliopsida; Fabales; Fabaceae
Product: HMG-Y-related protein A-like
Exons: 2
Coding region: 125-673 (182 amino acids)
Biological process (GO): chromosome condensation; negative regulation of DNA recombination; nucleosome assembly
Cellular component (GO): nucleolus; nucleosome; nucleus
Molecular function (GO): nucleosomal DNA binding; double-stranded DNA binding; structural constituent of chromatin
Source: RefSeq, a predicted model, not a curated record